AUGUCAGAUCGCGGCCUACCCAUCCGCGAAAGAGAAGACCACAAGGAAUACGACUUCAUCUUCUCCUCUAAAUACCAAACUGCUCCACAAGAAAGAAGAGAUACUCCGAACUUUCCUAAAUAUUUUGCCGCCGACGAAAAAGAUGCACCAACAGUUUUCAUCAACUGCGUUCUCCUAAACACCAUCAGCUCUCCCGGCUUCCGCUCCCAAGCUCCAUCAUCCAACUCAAAAGGUCCAUUCAUCUACUACCCCUUCCUUCAUACUCGUGAUAUCGAAAACCAACCAUGCAGAAAUUCCCGCAAAUUCUUCAUGGCAAAGGAAGGCUGCUAUGAAGUCGACCUCGACAUGUCACACAUCGGCAAUCUUGACAGGUUCUGUGCUGAACUUCGAACUUACGCUCGACCAUUGAAGUACAUUCCUACCACAGAUGUCAUCACAAAAGCGAAAUAUACCAUUCAUCUCGAAGCGUGGCUUGAGGAUGAGGAAGAACGGAGGAUUGCGUGGCCUGUUAGGGGGAAGCAAGAUUCGGUUGAUAAACCCAUGGCUGUGGAAUUGGUUGUUUCUUGGGAGGUAGCGCCUGCUGUGAUGAGGUCUAGGGAGUCUUGGGAGGACGUGGUGGCGAUUCUGAGGAGAGCGACAGGGUUGUUUGGGGAAGGCGGGAGGGUGAAGGGUUCAAAGGAAAAAGGGAAAGUGCGAUUUGUGGAUGAGAAGUUAGGGACGGUUGAUGUGGAGAGUUUUGAGUGGAGAAGGAAGUAA
Messenger RNA from Glarea lozoyensis ATCC 20868, 756 nucleotides. RefSeq lists its product as uncharacterized. NCBI's taxonomy places the organism in Eukaryota, Fungi, Ascomycota, Leotiomycetes, Helotiales, Helotiaceae. The transcript has a single exon. Bases 1 to 756 code for a protein of 251 amino acids. The record is from RefSeq and is a predicted model, not a curated record.